UUAAAACUGGAAUUAUGAACGUUGGGGUAAACUUAUGUAAACCCAGCAAAGAGACAGCAGCCCAAGCAAGUUACUAAUAUGGGAUUAUUCACAAAAUUCUUCAUAGCGACUAUAUGUGUUGCUUACAUAGCUGUCAAGUGGACAACUCCCAGGUUUGAUCCAGAAUCUCUCAAAGGUGCCAGAGUACUGGUGACAGGGGCCAGUACAGGCAUUGGUGAGCAGAUGGCAUAUCAUUAUGCCCGUUUUGGAGCCAAGAUUGUCAUUACAGCAAGGAGGGAGAAAGUGUUGCAGCAGGUGGCAGAGAAGUGCCUGACUCUGGGAGCCCAGAAAGCUCUUUAUGUAGCAGCAGACAUGGCCAGCGAUUCUGACCCCGAAAAAGUGGUAGAGUUUGCUGUGGAGAAGCUCGGAGGCUUGGAUUACCUGGUUCUAAACCACAUUGGUCCUAGUCCCUUCAGCAUGUGGGAGGGGGAUGUAGAGCACACCAGGUGGCUAAUGAAGGUCAAUUUCUUCAGUUAUAUUCAGAUGGCUUGGAAAGCUUUGCCCUCGCUUGAGCAAAGUAAAGGAUCUCUGGUGGUUGUUUCAUCACUUUUAGGUAAGGUGUCCGGUCCCUUUGCGGUGCCAUACAGCUCAACCAAAUUUGCCUUGAAUGGAUUCUUUGGGUCACUGUGGCAUGAGCUGGCUAUGAAGAAGAGCAAUGUGUCCAUCUCUAUAUGCACUCUGGGGCUCAUUGAUACUGAAUCAGCAAUGGAGAAAGUCAAGGGAGUCACUAAUGUACCAGCCUACCCUGCUACAGAAGCAGCACUGAACAUCAUCAUCACAGGAGCAACAAGACAGCUGAAUCUUUACUACCCUUGGUUCACAUAUUUGAUUGAUAUCGUCAAAGAUUGGAGUCCUUCUAUUACAAGCUAUGCAAUCCAGAACUCAUACAACUACAAUCCAUGAGGAACAUGUGGACGUGUUUAAAGUUUACCACAGAAAUUAUGACGCGUUCAU
Messenger RNA from Melanotaenia boesemani (Boeseman's rainbowfish), 993 nucleotides. RefSeq names its product hydroxysteroid (11-beta) dehydrogenase 1-like a (gene hsd11b1la). Gene Ontology annotation, cellular component: intracellular membrane-bounded organelle. Bases 79 to 942 code for a protein of 287 amino acids. The record is from RefSeq and is a predicted model, not a curated record. NCBI's taxonomy places the organism in Eukaryota, Metazoa, Chordata, Actinopteri, Atheriniformes, Melanotaeniidae. Gene Ontology annotation, molecular function: oxidoreductase activity. The transcript has 6 exons.